Chaetomium fimeti is the source of this 1653-nucleotide messenger RNA. RefSeq lists its product as uncharacterized. The coding region runs from base 204 to 1433 and encodes 409 amino acids. The record is from RefSeq and is a predicted model, not a curated record. Lineage: Eukaryota; Fungi; Ascomycota; Sordariomycetes; Sordariales; Chaetomiaceae. Gene Ontology annotation, biological process: DNA damage tolerance; protein monoubiquitination. Gene Ontology annotation, molecular function: single-stranded DNA binding; ubiquitin protein ligase activity. The transcript is spliced from 2 exons. Gene Ontology annotation, cellular component: Rad6-Rad18 complex; nucleus.
GCGUUUGCAAGUGCAAGUCGAGUCGCGUCGUUUCCAAUCCUGUCUUGCUUGGUACACUUUUUGCAGUAACUGCCCGUUUCAAUUCAUUCUCCCGCAAUUUGAAAAUAUCAUUUUCGUACGCCUGGAAGCGCCGCCAUGCCCUGAGCAAACUUCUGCCUUUUUCUAUUUCGCCCUUCUAUACCCAUCCCCUCCUCCUGUUCGAAAUGGAGUCCUUUGACGUGCCCGACUCAACCGACUGGAUUGGGACACCGCUUGCCGGCCUCAUGCAAGUCGAGCAGGCAUUCCGCUGCCACGUAUGCAAAGAUUUUUACAACUCGCCCAUGAUCACCUCCUGCAGCCACACAUUUUGCUCGAUAUGCAUCCGGCGGUGUCUGUCGGUCGACGGCAAAUGCCCACUCUGCCGGGCACUCGACCAGGAAUCCAAGCUGAGGGGGAACUGGGCCUUGCGGGAAGCCGUCGACGCCUUUGUCAAGUCUCGCGAUGCGAUACUGCGGUUCGCCACAACCCCGGUCACUGUUUCCACACCAAGAUCCCCAAAGAGGAAAGCGGGAGAGUUGGAGGAGCCCGUGCAGGAUGCGCAAAACAAGAGGCCCAGGAUGACGACGAGGUCAAGCAAGGCAAAAGCGGUGGAGGCGAACGCAGCGGUCAUGCGCGAGGAGGUGGAUGUACUCGAGAGCGAGGACACGCCAGACUACGAGCCUGAGCCAGAGGAUGGCCUCGUGGCAUGCCCGAUUUGCUGGACGCGGAUGAAGCCUUGGCAGGUUGACAGGCACAUCGAUAAAUCAUGCUCGGGCUCCCCUCAACCACAAACCCUCCCGUCGUCAUCUACCACAAACAACCGCGGAGGUAGUGGCUUUGGCUCGGCUCGAAGUCUUUUCCAGAAUCCUCCAACGCCCACGAAGGCGCCUGAUCGGCUCCCAGCACUGGCAUAUUCCAUGCUCAAAGACACCGCACUGCGCAAGAAGAUGGGCGAACUCGGGCUGUCGACAGCCGGAUCGCGACAAAUGCUAGAGAAAAGACACCAGGAAUGGAUAACACUAUGGAACGCAAACUGUGACUCGGCGAAACCCAAACGGCGCUCCGAGCUCAUGCACGACCUAGAAGUAUGGGAGAGGACAAUGGGCAGCCGGGCGCCGACCAUGUCGAGGGCGGCAAACAUGGGAGCGCAGAUCAAGGACAAGGAUUUUGACGGGGCUGCGUGGGCGACGAAGCAUGAUACUUCUUUCAAGGACUUGAUCGCGAAAGCCCGGGGAUCAAAAAAUAAAGCCGUCCAAAAGGAGGACGAGGCAGGCAAAACUGGAGAACUCGAACCAACGCCGGAUGACGGGAGGGGGAUAAAUGGCACGGUGAUAGUGCCAGACUUAUCGAAAGGGGUUGUGGUGGAUCUCACAGGCCGCCAUCAAGCCAACCCGAGCCGCCAGAUUCGCCGUUAAAGGGGCUGAGAAGCCCUUCGGCAAGUAGCGGUGUUGGCUUGUCAAGAGUUCAGGGGUCGGUUCUUGGGAAGGAGGUGUUAUAUCCCUUAACCGACCGCGCACCCACGUGUAGCCCGUCUCGGGGGCCUGAAGGGGCGCCUUCAUGAGCAGAUGGGCUUCGAAUCAAGGAUUGAAAUGUUUGACAUCAUUGCUCGUUAACCCUCUUUGCCCGGCCAUUGCC